AUGGUCCCGCAGCAGAUCAUCGUUUCGGACGGACGGUCUCUGACGCCGACCCCGAACGGAGUCGUGUUCGGCUCGCAGCUCGUCGACAAGAACUCUUCGACGCCCUACACUGACGCCACUCAGACGAAGAAGAACAACCCGAACCACAUCAAGAGGCCGAUGAACGCGUUCAUGGUGUGGUCCCAGAUCGAGCGCAGAAAAAUCUGCGAGCAAACGCCCGACAUGCACAACGCGGAGAUCUCCAAAAACCUGGGCCGCGUCUGGAAGACCUUGAACGACGAAGAGCGACAGCCGUUCAUCGACGAGGCCGAGAGGCUCCGGCAACUCCACAUGAGGGAAUACCCCGACUACAAGUACAGGCCGCGCAAGAAGACGGCCAAGCCGACGCAGCGGAGCGGCGGCGUCACGAAGCAGAAGCGCAAGCAGCGCGCUGACACCAACAACAACAGGGGCUCGGCUAGACGACGAUCGCGUCCGGCGCCCCCGAGCGUCCCCACCAUGGUCACGGACACGCCGGCGCCCCCCGCCCUGCCCGCGUCGCCCGCGGGCGCUCCCGACUCCCCCGAGUCCGCCUGCCUCUACGACGAUAACUCCCGCCGCGAGCAGACCGACCUCACGGACCUCUAUUCCAUCACGGACCUGCUGCAUCUGCCGGCCGACUGCGAGGUCGACCUGGACGUCCUCACGGACAUGGAGUCGUUCGAGACGGCCUCCUCCUCGUCCGGCUCCCACUUCGAGUUCUCUUGCACGCCCGACGUGUCGGACAUGCUGAGCGAGAUCGGCGUGACGAGCGACUGGGACGAGACGGCGUUCUCGUCGUACCUCACGUCCUCGUAG
Leptosia nina is the source of this 837-nucleotide messenger RNA. NCBI's taxonomy places the organism in Eukaryota, Metazoa, Arthropoda, Insecta, Lepidoptera, Pieridae. The record is from the annotation of a GenBank genome assembly.